AUGGAUCUUACCACUUUGAGUCCUGCUCACCAAUUCCCCACUCGGCCCCGGCUUGCUGGAUCACGUUCGCCAUCACGGUCGCCCUCUCGGCGAAAAAACUUCACACAACAGGAGUCGAAUCCUUUGCUCUCCGAUUUAUCGCCUUCAUCUACGCUGGAAGCGCUACAGGCUAGUGACCAUGUGCGAAUAGAAGGCAAGGCCGGCAAGAGCUUCAUCCAGGAAAGCGUUGCAUCUGCGUCUAUAUCAGAAAGAGCAUGGGGGAUCAAGGCUGCGCUGGCUGGCAAGAAGGUACGGGAAUGGUAUGCAGAGAUUGAGGGAUGGGUAUGGCCUGGUUUUGAUCAGCCACCAUUGGAGGAACCGGCCAAGAGAAGAGCUCAAUAUCACCUAGAGGGUCACCUCGAUAGCAGUUCGUCCGCAGAGGCAAUGAGAUCAAACGGAAGCAACAUCGAGAAGCAGACUGUACGGACUCUAUCUCCGAACCUGGUUCAAGAGUACGAAGAGCGUGUUGGGAUGAUCAGAGAUGAUAUGGAGGCAUUGGAGAUCGAGGAUCUGAAAGACUACGUGCUUAAUACCCACUUCAAAGGCGGCUCGAGGCGAUCCUCCCUGCAAAGUCUUGCACUUGCGACAGAUUAUGACCACCUCGCCGACUUUACCACAGUCAUCACUGCCACCAUUGUGCAGGCUCUGCCUACUAUCUCACGGUUGGAAACGCUGCUGAACACUUGGUCAACACGAUUGCUAGUCCUGCGACAAGUUCCGUCCUUCCUGACAGAUUUAGACGCCGGCCGUGAGUCGAUGGUUUCUGCGUCGAUCGCGAUCGAUGCUCACGAUGCCCAACACACAAGGCGGAGAUCGGACUUCUCGCCGAAAGCUUUCUCAGACAUCCGAGCUGUUCUGAAAGACCAAAUCGCGGAACUGGGGCAAAGGCUGGACAGAAUGCUUGAUCUUGUAGAAGGUAGCGCAGACACUUUACCUGAUGCCUGGGUCGACAGCUUGGACAACAUGGAAAAUGAAUACAGCGCUUGGGUCGUGAAGGCUGAACAGCUGGCGAUGAGCAAGGAAUUUGGGGUUGGAAGGCUAGAGAAGGACUAUACGCAGGAUCACAGAGAUGAGGUUUUGGAUUCGGAUACGUCGCUGGAUAUUUGUGCGCAUUUCGAUGAGACCGGACGGCGAGCUGACAGCGACUUUGAUAUGACACAGGAAACUCCUGUGGAGACUGUGGAGUCUGAGAAGUCUGAGAACGCGGUCGCUGAAUCUUCCACCAAGCCUUCUACUGGACCGUUUGAUCUCAAGUCUUUUCCGUCGAGAGGCGCAUUGCUUGAACAAGGUCUUGACAAAGCUCGAUCGCAAGGACCAGAAGUAAACAGUGUCGACGGUCAAUCAUUGAAUGGACUUUCGGACGGACCAAAGACACCUUCAUUGCCUAGUAGAUCAAGUCAUAGACCUACUCCUCUGAUGCUUACCGGCUCAAGAGCAAAUGUAACGACGCCCGACUCUCCAGACGCUGCUUCAGAUACUUCUGGCUCGGGAUCGGCAACUUCGAACUAUUCUUCCACUAAGUCAAGCCCGGAGAUCCAAAGCGCGGUAGUCGCAGAGUACAUGGGCUCUCCUGUCAAAGUCACAAGCCCUAUGUCAAUGAAUAGAGAACCUAUGACACCAUUAGACAUUUCCUUCCGGAGGCAGGGUCACCCGGCAGAGGGUGAUGGGGCCAGGAGUCAUCAGGACGGCUCACUUUCAGACCUCGUUUCCACGAAUAAACGGCGCAAUGGAGGCUCAGGGCAUGUCAGAACCAGGAGUGCUUCACUUCAGUCCUUCGAAAUCGUCCCAAAACACGAGAUCCGCAGGAUUCAAGUACAAAGAACUGGGAGUUACUCUUCAGCGUUCUCGCUAUCAGAUCCAGAGUAUAUUCAGGUGCAGCCGAGCAGAGUGCCUGCCUCCUCCGCUCCGCAACAUGGAGAACCAGAGGCCUUAUGUACUACCACACCACUGUCAACCUCUAGAAAGGUAAAGGGUCACCAAUCGUCAGCACCCGCACAGAAUCUAGAUCCGGGACUUGACAUGCCCAAGCAACCACCUCUCUAUCGCCCACCGCCACCCGUUUCCGUAAACCCGUCCAUGUCAGCACCAAGCUCAGACCGGGAGUUCCGCACGCCUAAGCAACAACUUCCAUACCAUUUACCGCCUGCUGUGUCCCCAAGACCUGCUGACCCGCCACAGAAUCUAUAUUGGGAGCUCGACAUGGCUGAGCAUCCAACUCCAUACCACUCACCGCCACCUGUUCCCCCAAGAUCUACCCACAGAUUCGAACAAGUAUCUGACCUAGGUCCGGGCUCUAUGCCCGUAAAGAUACGGCAGAUGAAGAUGAGCGAUCCAAUUGGCGGCCACGCUGCUAAGCAUGUUGAGACACCACGAACGGCACUAGGCUCGUCCCCAAGCAAAUUUGAUGAUCGACUCGAAGAACGUAUCAGCUCCAUCUUGACCGAGCUCCCAACGCAAAUCCGCCUAACGUCUGGGCCCGAGCCUGAUGCUCCCGAAGUCACUCGCUUCAACUCUCCUUCAGAUCCGCGACUGCCCAAAAGCGGCUCGCCUGCUUGGCGACUGAAGAGAACUCAGACAUCGACCCCACUGCCGUCGAUGACCCUAGCACCUGCGCAGCCAAAGAGCUCCCAGUCACGAUCACUGACUGGUGAGCCAGAUAUAAAGCUAUACCAUCUGCAUCAGAACGGCAAGACUGCUCCUAUCAAACUUUUCGUUCGACUCGUCGGCGAAGGAGGUGAACGCGUCAUGGUGCGCAUUGGAGGUGGUUGGGCUGAUCUGGGCGAGUAUUUACGAGAAUACGCUGGUCAUCAUGGUCGACGAUCAGUCUCAGAUAACCCGUUCGAUAUAACGGGGCUUCCAACGUCUUCGCCACUGAUCAACAACCAAUCGCCCCGUAGCAGACCUGGAAGUAGACCAGCUUCUCCCACAUCAUCACUGAAGCAAAGUCCGGCCAAUAGGCUUACAAGGCAGCAUACAUCUCCAGCGAUAUUCAACGGACCCCAUACGCCUCAAUCGGAUCCUUCUUCUCGAACCUCACCGCUGUUCUCAUGGGCAGGUACAGAAGAAGUCUCUCCGUCUCUUGGUCUUGCAGGGCCUAAGACAAAGAACGUGGACAUCUCGCCUAGCAAGCAGGCGUGGGUAGAUGAGAUGAUGGAGCAAGCGAGGAACAGCGGUGCGGAGAAGAAAGGCGGCAGCGAAAGCGUAGUGGGAGAGUUGGGCAAGGUGGGAGCGACGAAGAGGGUGUUUCUCAAAAGAAGAAAAGAGGGCUGA
Letharia columbiana is the source of this 3309-nucleotide messenger RNA. RefSeq lists its product as uncharacterized. Bases 1 to 3309 code for a protein of 1102 amino acids. Lineage: Eukaryota; Fungi; Ascomycota; Lecanoromycetes; Lecanorales; Parmeliaceae. The transcript has a single exon. Gene Ontology annotation, molecular function: microtubule binding. The record is from RefSeq and is a predicted model, not a curated record.